AAUGUCUUCGCCUGCCAAAUCUCAUUAUCAGCCGGCACACGAUGGACAAUUUUCGUUUAAAGAUUUAUGUGAUAGAAUGUUAAGAAUGAAAGUUGAUCAAAAUGUUUCUACCUAUCAUUUACAUGAGAUAUUUAACGAAAUACUAUCUAUGAAUUAUAAAAGUUUUACAUUUCAACGUGUAAAUACCUUAACAAGUUUCAUUAACAAUGGCAUAAAACUAGUGAAACUUAAUGAACAUCACUUAGUUAAUAAGUUUUGCGAAGCUAUUUAUAAAGUAGGAUGGGAUUUGGACGAGGUGAAACUUGUAGAUUUACAAAUUGACCAAGUUAUUAAUUGGUUUCUAAAUGCUAUUGAACAAUCUCCAAGAUGGGUUACAGGAAAAAUAUUAUUUAGUUUUUCUGUAAUCCUAAAUAAACAAUGUUACGACGCCUCACCAAAAAUUUGUGCUGCUUUAAUCUCUGAAUAUGGCUUCCUCACAACUUUUUUGUCGAUGACCAAAGAUAUUGAAAUGGCAACCGGUGUGGCUGCGUGUCUGAAAUCUUUCUUUAGAUUUGAUGCAGAUAUGCAGGAAGAUAUGAAUAUUGACUGCAGAACUAUACGUUAUGUAUUUGCUAAACUUUUACAUUGUUUAGCUAUUGAGAUACCUCGGAUGACUUCAGAUCAACUAAAGCAUCUCCGAAUGGUCACAUAUACUUUACAUCUACUUCAAAGUUUGUACAAAUUGGGAUACUUUUGGCAUAAAGAAGAAGUUUGUCAAAUACUUAGAAGAUUUUGCGUCCUUAACCCAUCUGUGGACUUUAAAUAUAUAGAUAUCCGAGCCACUAUAGACAAAUUAUAUUCUUUGAACGAUGAAAAUUACGUAAAAUUACAAUCAGUGAGGGCUAAGCGUAGCAAAUCUGGUAAAAAGAAGAAAAAACCCGAAACAACUCAAUUAAAAGCAUAUAACGUCCAAUCAAAAAUUAACUGGAAUAAAUUUUCAUACGAGUUUAAAUUUCUUUCAAACGAAGAGGAACAAGUGAUAAGUGAAGAUGCCAUGAGAAUCAUAAAUAUACCUAUUCCGUCGAAAUGUGAAUCUGUACACGAUGAAGUUAGAAUCCUAGCAUUGAAAACUUUACCAGUUGCUCUCUCCUAUUUGGACUUGUCUGAAUCUUUUGAUUUGGCAGUUUCAAUGCUUAGUUUAAAUCAAAAGUUUAAGCAGCAAAAAAGUAUCCUUGUCUUCUGUUUUGAAGCAACUGAUUUACAUAGCAGAGUUAGAACGGAAGCAAUUGAAUUUAUAACGGCCGUUAUUAGGAAAUGUAAAGAUAUAUUAUCCAAUAUACACGAUAAUGUACUGAAACCCCUUACAAUAACCUGUUCUUCAAUGGCACCUAAGGCUUUUGAAUUGUUCAUAAAUAUUCAUCAGCUUUUAACAUACAUCAUAGCAACAGAAACCAACUGCAAUGUUGUAACAGAAGCGUUAAAAAGUUUUGAAACUCUAUUAGAGAUUGUACCAUAUUCAAGAGUUCGUCCAAAGUUAUUUUAUGAUAUAAUCCAAAUGGCUAUGCAUUGCCUGAAUUGUAAUGAUAUCACUCUAAGAAUCGGUGCUUAUAAAGUAAUAGCAGCUUGUCUAAGCGUUGGCCGAGACAGUAAUGGAAUAAAUAAGCAUGUUGCUUUCGUUCUCCUGUCGAAAGCUUCUAUGCUGUUCAAAGGAUCUGUUAAGCCACUUUGUAUUGUUGAGCCUACUGUUAACAAAGGUGGAGCAUUAUUGAUGGUUGAUGUUCACGAUAGUAGAGAGGAUGUAGAAGAGGAUGUAUUUCAUCAUGGAAAACUUUAUGACUUUUUGAUGCAAGGAGAAAGUGUAAUUAAUCAAAAUGUUCUAUACGAGAAAGUCAAACUUGGAAAUUGCUGGUUGUUAUCUUUAGUAUUUCGUAUUCUAUCUGCAAAAUUGUUCGAUCUUCAAGAUGUUGCAUAUACUACGGUUGAGGGUUUCCAUGGUUUAGUCGAAAAUGAAGAAUGGGUGUACAAAGGAAAAAGAUUAGUUUCAGUUGUUGAAGUUAUAGAAGACGAUUCUUUACGAUGUCAUGGUCUAAAACUUUGGACGGAGUUUGUAACUGCUGAAAGUGUUUUAAACGCGGAAGAAAGCUUAUUACCAAAAUCUCUAGUCUACAUAAUGUGGUCUGAAAUGAUCGAAAAAUGCCUUCUGACAUGUAUAGCAGCUCAACAAUCUUCCGUUGUGACAGCCUCAGCCAAUGCUCUUUCCCAAAUAUCUCAAUCUGUGUUUGAUCUAUUUCGAUCGGAAAAAGGUCCAAUUCUUUAUUCCAUUGUUACAUCUGCUGCAAAUUCCAUUCUGACGUCGAAAUCAAUUGAUGACAAUUGCACAGCGGCAGUUUUCAAAACAGCAGGAACUUUUGCAAAAUUUCAAUGUACAAGACAAGAAUAUGGUUUUAUAGAUGAUGUUGUUCGCUUAGUUGCGAAUAUUGUGGGUCGUCAUUCGAAGAAGAACGACGAAUUAAAAAUGGUUAUGCAGCGUUGCGCAUGGUUAUUAUCAAAUGUUCUUGGUCAAAUAUCUUCAACGCCAUAUAAAGAUGUAGCUGUUGAAUUUGAAUCAUCUUUCUUUUCUCGUGUAUUGAGUAUCGUUAUUGUAAUGUGUUCAUCAGUUGACGAAAAGGUUUGCUCGAAUGCUGCUAGAAGUCUGUCUUAUUUUAUUAAGUUAAUACCGCAAAAUUGGCACAACGAAAAAAAAGUGGACGAAGUGAAUGAUCUCUUUGGCAAAGGGAUGGAAAAAGUUAAUAGGGAAGAGAAUCUACGCCAAGCGGUAAACUAUCUCAUAAGUUUCUCGAAGAAGAAGGCUUUAAAGAUUGUUUGGAAUGCUACGUUGGCUCUCGGAUUAGUUUUAAAAUAUUCUCCUUUACCGUUAGGUGCUCUAAAAAAUGAGAUAAUCGUACAACUAGUGAAGUUAGUUGCGUGUCAUACAAACUAUAAGGUUCGAAUGCAUGCUUGCUCAGCCUUAAGGUAUAUACCAUCAAUAGAAUAUAUGGAGGAGAUUUUCAACGAAGUCGUCCUCAAGGCUUUUGAGGGAGUGGAGAUUUUAGCUGCUGAAGCGCCGUAUGAAAAGUAUUCGGAUCACUUGAAAACAGAAUUGACUCGUACCAUUUUACAUUUCCUUGCUUUAUGCUCCAUGAAAGAAUUAGUGUCUCUAUUUGAUAAAUUAGAUGAGAAUAGAUUAGAGUUAAUGAGAAACUUUCUUGCUCCUCGAUGGGCUGAGUUUAGAAAAGAUUUAGUAAUCUUUAAAAUUAGAACGGGAUCAAAAGCUAUCGAAACCGAAGCUGAAGUAAAACAUUAUCAAAAUGCUAUUAAAGUCCCCGAAGCUACUGAAGAAUGGCAAACUACCGAAGGUAAAAUAGAAUUAAGAGUCGAAGACACUUUGGCUGACCUACACGGAGCCGGCAUGGAAAAAUUAAGAACAGGAUUCAUUGGAAGGAAUUUGGUUCAAUAUCUCGUUGAGAAUAAUCUAGCUCAUGAGAUUGGAGUCGUUGAUAAAACCCCACCGCAAAUGGCUUAUCUAUGCAAAAGAUCAGCAGAAGCUUUUCGAGAUGAUCGUGUACAUUUUAGCCACGCUAAUUUAAUUAAUCCAGCGUCCGUUCAAAAAGCUUUCGAUACCUGUCGAAAAGGAAAUUACGAAUAUGUUGUUAAUUGUGCGGCUGAAACCAAACACGGACAUAAUGAUGCUGUGUAUAAAGAAGGAAUAUAUAAAUUAAGCUUAAACUGUUCAAAAGAAUCUGCUAAAAGAAAUGUUAAAAAAUAUAUCGAAUUAUCAACUUGCAGAAUAUUUGAUAGUGAGAAACCUUGCAACGAAACCCACAAAGCAGAUUUUCCUUGGACUGAGCGUGACAAACAAAAACUACUGGCUGAAAGUAAAAUAAAAGAAACGCCAGAAUUAAAUUGGAUUAUACUACGUUUGGUAAAUGUCUACGGUCCAGGAGAUAUUUGUAGCUUUUUACCGAAAAUACUUGCUGGUGCAGUAUAUAAGUACUUAGAAAGAAAAAUGCAGAUUUUAUGGACGGGACAUUUAAAAACUAAUACUGUACAUGUUAAAGAUGCUUGUAAAGCUAUUUGGCAUUUAUGUGAACGAGUACCCCCAAGAAAUGUCUUUCAUUUAGCCGAUAAAGGUUCUACAAAUCAAGCAGUUUUGGCUUCAAUAGUUUCAGAGAUAUUCGAUAUUGAAUGCGAAUUUGUUGGAUCACUCUUAUCCAAGGUCGCCAAGAGUAAUUUAAGCGAUUUAAUUAGAGAAAUGAAUGAGAGUCAUUUAGGAGCUUGGAUAAAUAUUUGUGAACCAGAAAAAAUUACAACACCUUUAUCGCCUUUCUUGGCCGAGGAAGAAGUUUAUGAUAGAAAUUUGAGUGUUGAUGGUUCAAAAAUUGAAGGUACAGGUUUUCAAUAUGACUAUCCAAAAAUCUCUACAAGUUUGAUUAGAGAGGUAAUCGAAGAAUACAUUGACGAGAAACGUUUUCCAAAAUCGAUUAUAUUAAGAUAA
Dimorphilus gyrociliatus is the source of this 4513-nucleotide messenger RNA. The record is from the annotation of a GenBank genome assembly. Lineage: Eukaryota; Metazoa; Annelida; Polychaeta; Dinophilidae.